AUGAUGGAAUCAGAGAAAAGGGUUUCUUUAUUUGGAGACAAUGUGGAUCUCAUAGAUGCGUCGUUCUCGACGUACCUAAACGACAAUGCGACGAUGCUUAAACUUACUCAACCGUUGCAAGUCAACGCGAAAAAGAAGGUGGAAGAUGGAGAAAUCGGGAUUUUUGGGGCCGAAAAGUACUUCAAGGGUGCCAUGGAUGAACAACUUCCAAGAACUCCUAAGCUCAUCCAGCCUGCAAACGUGAACCCACAAGCGAAAGAUGAAGACCCGGCUAAACCGAAAGGUGAAUCGGGUACUCGGAGUGUUCGGUCUGAAUCGAGUUGGAACAGUCGGAGCGGUUUGUUGGUUAAUAACGGUGGGAAUCAAAGAGUUCAUAGGUCUAGAAGGGAGAAAAGUAGCACGGUUAAAAGCUUACUGGCCUCCCUUGGUUGCAACUGUAACGAUAAGGCUUCGGUUACGAUCACCGAAAACCGGGUUCAUGUUGUGAAACCACCAGCGAAAUCCAGUGAUUUUGACGACAAGAAAAGAGAUGAUUGUUUCGCUUUUCCGGUGUUGAAUGCUCGUGUGGCGGUUAAAGCCGCUAUACCCGAAGAUGCCGAAGGGGACGUUACUCGCAUUAAAGCAAGGCGGAACUCUUCAGAGGUUUUCAGUUCUCCGAUUUUGGAGAACAGGAAGAAAUCUUUUAGCUUGGAGAGGAAACUAACCAUGUUGAACUGGGAUGGAGUGACUCCGAGAGCCGAAAACAUCGGUAUUUCGAAUAACGCGGAGGGCAACGAUGCAGCUAGUGAUGCAAGCUCAGAUUUAUUCGAGAUCGAGACCUUCUCAACUAACGGGAAUAACUCGUUUCUUGCUCGACAAGUUUCGAACGGGAGGUCAAGCAACGCAACGCUCCCGAACGGGUACGCCUCGAGCGAGGCAAGCAUUGCAUGGAGUGUCGUUACAGCCAGCGUCACCGGUUUCUCGAUCAUAUCCGAUUACGAGGAUACGAGGGCAUUCAAGACUCAUAACAUGGAGAGGAUGAUCAAAGGUACCAGUAUUCUUUCCGGGUGUAACAGUCAUAAAUCAGUGAGAGUUGCCGGUGAACACUUGGUGGUAAGCGGCGGUGAUAAGGCGGGCGUUACGGUCGGCAACACCACGAAAGAGCGGUGCCGGUUGGAUUCUGUUGUGCCGGUUGUGAAGUUCCAGGCGGAGACCAAGCCAAUGAGUUCACAUUCUCCACGUGCUUCACACCACUUGUACAUUCAACAGCAAUAGAGAGUUGUACAUUUGUGUGUCCACAUAUCAGUUGGAUUGUUGAUAGAUUUUAUUCCCAAAGUAAAAUGUGUUACGCAGAUAUUUCAGUUG
This is a messenger RNA of Cynara cardunculus var. scolymus (artichoke), 1344 nucleotides long. RefSeq names its product protein PHYTOCHROME KINASE SUBSTRATE 2-like. The coding region runs from base 1 to 1254 and encodes 417 amino acids. NCBI's taxonomy places the organism in Eukaryota, Viridiplantae, Streptophyta, Magnoliopsida, Asterales, Asteraceae. The record is from RefSeq and is a predicted model, not a curated record. The transcript has a single exon. Gene Ontology annotation, biological process: phototropism.